AUGUCUUACUCUGAUAACAGAAGUUUUAGUCUGCCAAUAACACCAAUAUCCGAAUUAAAAGAUCUCCCAUUUCCAAAAACUUCCGCAUGUCUAAUAAUCGGUGAUGAGAUACUUAAUGGAAAAACUGUUGAUACAAAUUCAGGAUAUUUUGGAAUUGAGUUGAAAAGAAUAGAAGUUGUUCCUGAUGAUGAACAGACAAUAAUUGAAGCUGUAAGAAGACUAAGCAAAAAUUUUGAUUUUGUAAUUACAAGUGGAGGAAUAGGUCCAACACAUGAUGAUAUAACAUAUCCAACAAUUGCAAAAGCCUUUAACCUCCAAUUAGCAUCUCAUCAACAAACACUCGAUCGUAUGGUGGAUGUUGCUUCUAACACGCCAUAUUUGAAAAUUAUGUUAAAAGAACCAUCACAAGAAGCAAUUGAUGCACGUAAACGUAUGGCUUUAUUUCCUACACCAUCAUUGGUGGUCUAUCCAAAUCCAAAACUAUGGGUACCAAUAGUAAUAGUAAAUAAUAACGUUCAUGUAUUACCCGGUAUACCAAGAUUAUUUCGUGAGUUAUUGGAUGAUUAUCAAAAAUAUUUAAAAGUAGGAGAGAAAUUUUUUAGAGCUUUUGUUAAAACCUUUCAACCAGAAAGUUUUAUUGCUCCUAUAUUAACCGAAUUACAAGAAAAACAUUUGGAUAUAAAAAUUGGUAGUUAUCCUAAAUGGACUAAUGAUAAUAAAAGAUGGGUAAUUAUUAGUUUUAUAACCGGAGAAAAAAAUAAAGAAAAUUUAAAGGGUGUAAUUGAUGAAGUUGUUGAAAGAGUUAAUGGAACUAUUGUUGAAGAAGGAUAG
Molecule: messenger RNA, 831 nt
Organism: Entrophospora candida
Lineage: Eukaryota; Fungi; Glomeromycota; Glomeromycetes; Entrophosporales; Entrophosporaceae
Source: the annotation of a GenBank genome assembly